This is a messenger RNA of Arabidopsis arenosa, 617 nucleotides long. Lineage: Eukaryota; Viridiplantae; Streptophyta; Magnoliopsida; Brassicales; Brassicaceae. The record is from the annotation of a GenBank genome assembly.
GAAUCAAAAACAAAAUUGCUUUCAUCGAUCGUUAAAACCUAAGAAAUGGAUCCAAAAUCGCCGGAAUUUAUCAUUGAUCCGCCGCUGAAAAUCUUAGGAUUUGUAUUCGAAGAGCUCUCCGCCACCAGAGUCGCCGGCCAUCUCACCGUAACUGAAAAAUGUUGCCAGCCAUUCAAAGUCUUGCACGGCGGCGUUUCGGCUCUGAUCGCUGAGGGACUCGCCAGUCUCGGCGCCGGAAUCGCCUCUGGUUAUAAACGCGUCGCCGGAAUCCAUCUCUCAAUUCACCACCUCCGACCUGCUGCUCUCGGCGAUAUCGUCUUCGCCGAAUCUUUUCCAGUUUCCGUCGGCAAAAAUAUUCAGGUGUGGGAGGUCCGGUUAUGGAAAAUCAAGAAAACCGAGAAACCGGAGAACAAGAAAAUGGUAUCAACAUCGCGGGUUACUCUCUUCUGCGGUUUACCUAUACCGGACCAUGUAAAAGAUGCUCCGGACGAGCUGAAGAAAGUUAUAUCCAAGUUGUGAUUCAAAUUGUAUCUCUCUUGUUGUUGGGAAUAAGAACAGUUUUAGUUUGGUUUUAUUGUAUGAUCUACCAAACGAUUAAAUAAACUGAUGUAUCAGCC